CGUACUAAAAAAAAAAAAAAAAGGUUAUCUACAUAAUCACAAACAAAAAUUUCAAAUUUUCAAUUUCGAAAUCAAUAAUUAUUUAAUAAUAUGUCUAUUUUUAUAAUAAUAAAGUAAGAAUUGAUAAAAUAGUAUAUUUUGCAGUAGUUAACUUGUGGCGAUGCGUCAUGCAUGGAAAAGGAAUAUAUUAUGUUGCGGAAUUUUUAUUGUAAUGUUGAUUAUAUUUUUGCAUCCCGAUAUGAAUGCUAGACGAAGUUAUGAAUAUAUAGAAAAAAAUGAUAUUCUCAGUAAUUUAUUCGAGAAAACCGCCGAGAAUUUCACGAGUCCCGCCGUCCUUCAUUGUGAAUAUCACAAUUUAUUAUUUGAUGAUACUACAUUAUCCAUAAGUUUAGUCGAUGGAGACUUAGUUGAAGGUCAUAAAAUAAAAGAAGGUGGAGAAUACAGCCCUUCAGAAUGCAAGCCCAGGUUUAGCACGGCCAUUAUAGUUCCAUAUAGGAACAGAGCUGAACAGUUGCGUGGUUUUCUAGUAUACAUGCACACAUUCCUACAUCAUCAGUGCAUUCACUAUCGCAUAUAUGUAGUUGAGCAGCUUGAUUCACGGAUGUUCAACAGAGCUAAACUCCUGAAUAUUGGUGCAUUAGCAGCCAUGCGCUCAGGAUACCCAUGUCUAAUACUUCACGAUGUAGAUUUGCUGCCAUUACGUCCAGGAAACCUUUACGCCUGUACUAAACAACCACGACAUAUGUCCUCCAGUAUUAAUAAAUUUAGAUAUGUCUUACCAUACUUAAAUGUUUUUGGCGGAGCUGUGGCUAUUGCUUCUAACCAGUAUAAAGCUGUAAAUGGGAUGAGCAACGAAUAUUUUGGAUGGGGCGGCGAAGAUGACGAUUUCUACGCACGUCUCGAAGCCAAGGGUCUGAAGAUGUCCAGAUUUGAGCCAGAGACGAGUCGCUAUCACAUGGUUUCUCACAAAUCUCAACAUAAAGGAAGCGGAAGACAAAAGUUGAAAGUAGCCAAGGAGAGGAUGGCGUCGGAUGGUUUGAACUCGCUGACGUACACGGAAAUAGCAACAGUCCUUCAUCCACUCUUCACUCAUAUCAUGGUGGAUUUGUAGCAUAUCUUGGUCUUAUCUGCUCUCAUAUCACAGGUUGAGUUUCGUUUUAGUACCUUACAGCAGUCACUAGUAAGCUAGAUUUACAAUAAGAUCGUCUAUCGUUACGUCCGAGUGUUUUACGUGAAUAUGUCUAUGUGAACUAAGGUAAUAUUUUAAUUUUGAGCAUCAUGGUAAAACUCUUCAUUAGUAAUGACUUUUAUAGCUAUGCUUUGUCAUUAGGUUUUUAAUGGGUAAUAAUGGAAUGAUAACCGUCUGCGUCUGCCGGGGAUCAAAUUAGCAAUGAAGAGGUCCUGCUUAGGGUUAAGGAAAAAAGACAAAUUAUUAGAACUAUUGAGGACAGAAGGGGAAAAAUGUUGGGGCACUUGAUACGACACGACGAACUUAUGAACAUUAUAAUAGAAGGGAAGAUAGAAGGAAGGAGGGGGAGAGGGAGACCGAGACAUAGUUACGACAGGCAGAUCAAGGAAGGAGUUGGUGUCGUGUCGUAUCAAGAGGUGAAGAGACUCGCUAAAAAUCGUAGUGAGUGGCAAGAGCUCCACCGACAAGAGCGCAGCUCUUAAAUAGGAUAGAUAGAACCCCGCCUGCAUUAUCGGUAUACGCUGGCGAGGUACUAGUGAAGGAUUAAAGGUAAGGCCGAAAGACAGAUCAUUUAGCCCAUUGUGACAAAUUUCACAAAAAUUUAUCACUUUAGUUUUCAGGGGGAACAGUGUGAAGGUAGAUCUGACAGGGUAUAUUUGCUGGUAAUGGAGCUGUUAGUCCCCAUUAACAAUACUCCCUUUCCCCCUUAGUAAUGUUCAAAAUACUCAUAUUUUGUUCGGUAAAAAUAGGUAUACAUAUAUAAUAGGCCACAAUGGGGAAAAGGGGCUGUUAGUAAUGCGGACUACCAGUCCCAUUGCUAGCAAUAUAUCCUCUCAGGUCGACCUCCACGUGGUUCCCCCUGGAAACCAUCGUGCUGAAUUCUUGGCGUAUUCUUCACGGUGGGCUUAACUGAUCUGCCUUUUCAUUCUCACCUAUCAUCUUUCACUGGUGCCCCGCCAGCGUAUACCGUUAGCACAGGCGGGGUUAUCAUUCCAUUGUCAUCCAUAAAAAAAAAUAGGCUACAGUGGGCGGUCUUUGACUUAUUUUUUUCGCGUUUUAUAUACUUUUUGGUGCCAUGUAAAAUUUUUUUUUACAUGUUGUUUCUUUAUAAUGGUAGUAAAUGUAGACAUAUUCACGGUCCAAUUAAACUUUAUCUCUUUCACUCAUUCACAUAACAAGCGCCCUCUAGGAAAAUGGCAAUGCAUUCUCUCGAUAUCGUAAAGCAUGUGUAUAUGAUAGAAUGAGACAGCAAUGUCUGGUCUCUUGUUUUGUUUCAACGUAUUACGAAAAUGUUUCUAUCGUUAGAUUGGGUUGCCCUUUCUUUAGGGGGGCAAGAGUUUUACCCCCUUAUUUAUAAAAACAUCAAGCCAAUACUAAACUUAGUUAUUGAACUGUUUUGUCUCUUUCUUUUACGAUAAAUUUUAAAUUUGAAAGAAAGUGGGUAGUUGAAAGUUUUCAAGGCAUGCACAACCAUGCUUUGAAAUUAAUUUCCAACAGCAGUAUUUCCAAACUGAUACGACAUCAUAACCUACAAGAAAAGAGCAUAUUCCUUUUUAAAAGACUGGCAACACACCUGCAAUGCCUCUGAUGUUGCGGGUGCUCAUGGACAGCGGUUGUCACUUACCAUCAGGCAAGCCGCAUGCUCGUUGGUCCCCUGUGUUAUAAAAAAAGUUACAAAACAGUACAACAGUUUUAGUUUCUAUGAAUAAGGGGGUUUAAUUUUAUAUUUUAAGCAUUGCACAGAUGAUAAUUCCGCUUUAAAAAUUUUGCAAGCAAUAUUCAAGGCAAAGAUAUCGAAUUAGCUAAUAAAAAGUAUUAGAUUAAUUUAGAGAGGCGCGGUAUGAAAGAUAUUUGUGGUUAAGAGCGUUUAUAUUUCAGUUUACCGAAGUGUAGCAACGCCGCGUUUGUGAUAUUUCUGAUUCAUUUUAUUUAAAAGUGUUCAUCUAGCUAACUAAAACUUUAAUCAUGUAAUAAUUUUCAAUUAC
This is a messenger RNA of Galleria mellonella (greater wax moth), 3174 nucleotides long. RefSeq names its product beta-1,4-galactosyltransferase 1-like. NCBI's taxonomy places the organism in Eukaryota, Metazoa, Arthropoda, Insecta, Lepidoptera, Pyralidae. Gene Ontology annotation, biological process: carbohydrate metabolic process; glycosphingolipid biosynthetic process. Gene Ontology annotation, molecular function: N-acetyl-beta-glucosaminyl-derivative 4-beta-N-acetylgalactosaminyltransferase activity. The transcript has 4 exons. The coding region runs from base 161 to 1111 and encodes 316 amino acids. The record is from RefSeq and is a predicted model, not a curated record.